Messenger RNA from Emys orbicularis (European pond turtle), 879 nucleotides. Its product is annotated as pleckstrin homology domain-containing family A member 3-like. NCBI's taxonomy places the organism in Eukaryota, Metazoa, Chordata, Testudines, Emydidae. Bases 1 to 879 code for a protein of 292 amino acids. Gene Ontology annotation, biological process: retrograde transport, endosome to Golgi; receptor recycling; endosome organization. The record is from RefSeq and is a predicted model, not a curated record. Gene Ontology annotation, cellular component: trans-Golgi network; recycling endosome; early endosome. The transcript is spliced from 8 exons.
AUGGAGGGAGCGUUAUUGAAAUGGACCAACUACCUCUCGGGUUGGCAGCCACGAUACUUUGUCCUGGACAGCGGCAUCCUGUCCUACUAUGACUCUCAGGACGACGUGGGCAAAGGCAGCAAGGGCAGCAUCAAGAUGGCCGUCUGUGAGAUCAAAGUGCACCCCACCGACCCCACGCGCAUGGAGCUGGUGAUUCCAGGGGAGCAGUAUUUCUACCUGAAGGCAGGGGGUGCUGCAGAGAGGCAGAAGUGGCUGGUGGCCCUGGGCAGCUCUAAAGCCUGUUUGGGCGACAGCAGGAGCCAGAAGGACAAAGACAUGCACCUGAGCAGCGAGUCCCUGGGCCGGAAGCUGUCAGAGCUACGGCUGUACUGCGACGUGCUGACUCAGCAAGUCUUGGACGUCCAGGAGUCCACGCGGCCCCAGGACAACGGCUCCCCGCUUGAUAUUGAGAAGAUGAACGAAGCCUCCUCCCUGCUCAGAGCCACCUGCAGCCAGUUCAUCUCCACGCUGGAGGAGUGCAUGAAAUUCGCCAACGCCCGCCUGGCACCUGAGCUUUACCAGCCCUCGCCGGCCCCCCUGCCCCAGGACUUCGUGGGCACCAAACUCCCGCACUCCCAUAGAGUGAGACGCUCCCUCAGCCAUACGGGCAUCGUGUCCCCCGACAGAGGGGCGGAGCCGCCCCCGGUUCCGCCGCAGAAGGGCGCCGUGACGGUGGUGCGCAACCUGGAGGAGAUGGUGAUGUUCCGCUCGCAGCACUGGAGCCAGCAGGGCCCCGAACCCGAUAGCCCUGUCGGCACCAUCCUGGAGGAGAGGGAAGAGGCACCGCUGCCCACGCAAGAGUCCCCGGUGGAAUCGGCUGGCAGUGACAAGCGGAAAUGA